Salvia miltiorrhiza (redroot sage) is the source of this 1409-nucleotide messenger RNA. Its product is annotated as octanoyltransferase LIP2p2, chloroplastic-like. The transcript is spliced from 5 exons. Gene Ontology annotation, cellular component: mitochondrion. The record is from RefSeq and is a predicted model, not a curated record. Bases 371 to 1237 code for a protein of 288 amino acids. Gene Ontology annotation, biological process: protein lipoylation. Gene Ontology annotation, molecular function: lipoyl(octanoyl) transferase activity. NCBI's taxonomy places the organism in Eukaryota, Viridiplantae, Streptophyta, Magnoliopsida, Lamiales, Lamiaceae.
ACAAUUAUAUAGUUUGGCCCCGAUAUGAGUGCUGUGACAAUGUUUAGUUGCUGAAGUUGAAGAACAAGUCCAUACCAUAAAAAUGGAGAUUUGAUGCUUCCAACAAACUUGGACGCCACCCGCACCAGCUACAUCAGAUCUUCCGCUAGCAGCCGCCGCUCAACUGAGGGUCACUGUAUACUACUCCACUACUGUGCUCUUCUGGUUUUGCUUUGGUUGCUCCGCUGCUACAAACUAACACUCAGUUUGAAGCUUUUUCCCCUCUUUUCACUCUCCCUCUUGUCUGAUUUGUGUUUUUCAAUACUCAAAUUCUGAUUCCUACCCCGAUAUGACCUCUUUCUUCACGUAGAUAAAACUACAAUGUUCAAAUAUGAAUUUAUUGUGCAAUCCAACUCUAACCUAUGUGCCGACGCCAUUGAUUCAAAACCCCUCUAAAAGAACCAGCAAAAUCCAUUCUUGUCAACUUAUUUCAACGACCCACAAAACCAGAAGAAGAUGUGAUUUGUAUGACUUGCACAAGGAGGUGGUGCCAUAUGCAGAGGCGUGGUCGUGGCAGAAGGCCAUUGUGACGGAGAGAAGAGCACUGAGUGACAGAAAUGAAGAUUUUUCGGACAGUUUGAUUAUCUUACAACACCACCCUGUUUACACCAUGGGCACCGGCAGCUGUGACAAUUACUUGAAUUUUGAUGUCAGCAAUGCUCCUUUUGAUUUGUACCGCACCGAAAGAGGUGGUGAAGUUACAUAUCAUGGUCCUGGUCAGUUAGUCAUGUAUCCUAUCAUCAAUCUCCGGUAUUACAAGAUGGAUCUCCAUUGGUACCUGAGGUCACUUGAAGAGGUGGUUAUUCGGGCUAUUUCUUCGACAUUUUCUAUUGAAGCUUCAAGAGUUGAGGGCUUAACUGGUGUUUGGGUUGGUGACGCGAAAUUAGCUGCCAUUGGUAUUAAAGUAUCAAAAUGGAUAGCAUAUCAUGGCUUGGCACUGAAUGUCACCACAGACCUAACACCCUUUGAUCAGAUCGUCCCGUGUGGGAUUAGGGAUCGCCAAGUUGGGAGCAUCAAGGGGCUUUUAAAUGACAACAGGCACCGAGUUGAAGAUUAUGAUCUCAAUGAUGAUCAAGAUUUGAUGCACACUGCUUGUAAGUCGCUUGUUAAGGAGUUCUGUGACGUUUUCCAAAUCGACUUUUGCCAAAAAUCUUUACAAAGAUCGGCUACUCAGAACUCCGUUGGCCUAGCAUCUUGAAGAGGUGAUACAAAUGAUUCAGGAAAGGGAUUGAACAGUCGGCAUUUCUGAUUGUGUGUUUAAUUUGCAGAAUAUACUGAGGAAGAAAGGGUUUGAGCAGAUGCACACUGUUACUAACUAUAAAGUUCAGUCUUUCUUUGUUACGUGAAAGAAUAAAUAAUUUUAAAGAUCA